Molecule: messenger RNA, 264 nt
Organism: Aphanomyces astaci
Lineage: Eukaryota; Oomycota; Saprolegniomycetes; Saprolegniales; Verrucalvaceae
Exons: 3
Coding region: 1-264 (87 amino acids)
Source: RefSeq, a predicted model, not a curated record
AUGCCUGCUUACGACAUUGAACUUGUUGGCCACUCGGAGUUCCAGACCGUGUCGGAGCUGAUUGCGUUGGACCUGCUAUCCUACGCCCCAGUGAUGGCACUGAAUCCCGCAGUAGCUUUCGACGUGAUUCAAAUGGUGCUCGCGAGUUCCGGUGCUGAGAUCCGCUGUGAACAACCCGUCGAGCGAGACAAGUUGGUCAAGCUGCUGCUACCGACUAUCUGUGCUCAAAGUGGGGGGGGGCUUCUUGACAGCAUUGAGAGCUAA